This is a messenger RNA of Equus caballus (horse), 1782 nucleotides long. NCBI's taxonomy places the organism in Eukaryota, Metazoa, Chordata, Mammalia, Perissodactyla, Equidae. The record is from RefSeq and is a predicted model, not a curated record.
CGUCUCACUGGAGAAGAUUUCCAGCCCCCUCCGGGCCACGGAGAGGCCUAAAUUUAGCUGGUAGACAAGAGGCUGGCCCCGAGCCCAGGGAUGGUCAGGCCUUAUAAAGCACCGGCAGUUGGGGUCCGGCACGCUCCCCGGAGCCUGCCGCCCGCACCCUCUCCCGUCCACCCUGCCCGCCUGGCCAGGGCCCGGCCGCCCACCCGUGGAUGAGCCACAGGACCUCCUCCACCUUCAGAGCGGAGAGAAGCUUCCAUUCCUCCUCGGCCUCCUCAGCCUCCCACGCCCUCCCGGCCCAGGACCCCCCGAUGGAGAAGGCCCUGAGCAUGUUCUCCGAGGAUUUCGGCAGCUUCAUGCGGCCCCGCUCGGAGCCCCUGGCCUUCCCAGGCAAGUGCUCUGGGAGGGGGAGAUGCACAGCCCGUUCCGGGGGACCGGGCAACAUCAAGACCCUCGGAGACGCCUAUGAGUUUGCAGUGGACGUGAGCGACUUCUCACCUGAAGACAUCAUCGUCACCACCUCCAACAACCACAUCGAGGUGCGGGCUGAGAAGCUGGCAGCGGAUGGCACCGUCAUGAACACCUUCGCUCACAAGUGCCAGCUGCCAGAGGACGUGGACCCCACAUCCGUGACCUCGGCUCUGAGGGAGGACGGCAGCCUCACCAUCCGGGCGCGACGCCACCCGCACACAGAGCACGUCCAGCAGACCUUCCGGACGGAGAUAAAAAUCUGAGGGCCUCCCUUCCCUGGCCCUUCCCCACCUUGUCCCCACUGGCCUGCCAGAGGUCUUCCUAACCCCCUCAUGACAGCCUCCAGGACAUCUCAGCCCAGACUCCAGGCUCUGACCCCCUGCAGACCCCAGGUGGGUCGUCCCCCCCAGUUAAGGUCUUCUGCUUUGCCCAAGGCAGCCCAGGGACCCCCCUUGCCUGACCCGUGGCCCCCAGAUUCCAGAUGUGCCCUCUUUCACUUAAUCCAGAAUAAAGGGAUUGGGAUGGGGAAAGGGCGAUCCCAGAGAAGCCACUUUGGGGAACGGAGAUUGGGAUAGCAGGAUCUCUGGGCAAAUAAUCUGCAGGACAGACAGACAGGCAAUUCCUUUGAUCUAUGGAGUCUCUGCAAGGUAGGGGCAGGGGGACCGGGGACCUGGGGCUCCUUGGCGAGGGGCGUGGGAAAGGCAGAGGGAAAUCGCAAGCAGAGGUGCCUGUCUCAGCUGAACUGCCCGGGGGCACAGGGAGGCCAGGAGACAGCUGGGAUGGAAAGUCUCCCCUCUGCCAUCUCCAACCCCCAGACCAGCUGCCAGGCCGCCGGCCCACCUGGUGCCCCCAGCCAGCCAGCUGUGCCAGGGCAGGGCCACCUUGCGUCUGUAUAUAUGGCGUUUUUCCAAUACAGCUGGCUCGUGAUAAACCGUGUGACGCUCCUGCUGUCUGUGACCUGCUCGUGCCCCCAGGCAAGGCUGACUGGGGUGGGGGGCUGGUCCUUCUCACCCCACCCAGAGGCCUGGGCUCCAGGGGGCUGCCUCCCGGGCAGACAGUCACCCAACAGGUGGGAGAAAGCGUUGGGGGGGGGGCUUUGGGACUUCAAAGAUGGACCCCAGCUUCUUGUCAACCUUCCCCUGUGGCCAGUGGCCUUUCCCAUCCUUUCCCCUUUAUGAAUCUAUAGGCUUGAUGUGUGCAUAGCCCCCCUACACACACGCAUGCACGCACACACGCACGCACACCUAUCACUGUCCUUCAGAUACUAAGUAUUACCAUUGGUUGAGGCCGAAUUCAGAACAUUCUAAAAUCAGA